This is a messenger RNA of Varanus komodoensis (Komodo dragon), 2224 nucleotides long. It is a transcript of the gene ID4, whose product is annotated as inhibitor of DNA binding 4, HLH protein. The transcript is spliced from 3 exons. NCBI's taxonomy places the organism in Eukaryota, Metazoa, Chordata, Lepidosauria, Squamata, Varanidae. The record is from RefSeq and is a predicted model, not a curated record. The coding region runs from base 252 to 719 and encodes 155 amino acids. Gene Ontology annotation, molecular function: protein dimerization activity; transcription regulator activity. Gene Ontology annotation, biological process: cell differentiation; negative regulation of transcription by RNA polymerase II; circadian regulation of gene expression. Gene Ontology annotation, cellular component: cytoplasm; nucleus.
GUAGGUGGCGGAAGGGGAUUUUUUUUAUUGUUUUCUUUUUUACACGAUUAAUUCUUUAUAGCACCCACCAUCACCUUUUUUUUUCCUUUGAAAAACCCAGAGCUCGUGUGCAACCUCAGGCAGCUUCCACAUCGCUCGAUUUGCCUGGCAAAGCACGGCUGCAUCGCCUCCUUUCUUGUUGCACUGCGGUUGGGAGCUGCUCGGCUCCGGUGCCCUAGGGCGGUCGCUCUGCCCGCCUUGGCUCUUACACUAUGAAAGCAGUGAGUCCCGUGCGGCACCCCAGCAGGAAGGCGCUGGCUAGCGGCUGCUGUUGCGGAGGCGGCGGCGACGGAGGUGGCGGUGGUGGCGAUCUGGCGCUGCACUGCCUGGCCGAGCACGGCUGCUACAAGGGGAGCCCGUCGGCCGGCGAGGAGCCGCCGGCUCUGUGCCUUCAGUGUGAUAUGAAUGACUGUUACAGCCGCCUCAGGAAGCUGGUGCCCACGAUUCCGCCCAACAAGCGGGUCAGCAAAGUGGAGAUCUUGCAGCAUGUCAUCGACUACAUUCUCGACCUGCAGCUGGCCCUGGAGACGCACCCGGCUCUCCUCCGACAGCAGCAGCAGGCGCCCCCGCUGCACCCGGCAAGCUACCCUGCAGGGCCUCCCCGAACCCCACUUACAGCGCUCAACGCCGACCCGGCUGGUACCGUUAAUAAGCAAGGGGACAGUAUUCUGUGCCGCUGAACUGCACUUCCAAGGUGUGCAGCAGGCAGAUCCUGAGCCAGAGAAGCAGAAAGAAAGACACAUUAGAGAGGGAGGGGAAAAAAGAAGUAUCAGCCACUGGGCAAAAGGAAAAAAAAAUUUGUCUCCUCCAGAAUUCUUUCCAUACUUUAGAGAGAGAGAGAGAAUGAGAAAGAGAGCAUUUUUCACCACUUUGCACGUUCAUAGCAUUUUACACAUGUCUCUUAACUCUUGUUUUAGAUCAGAUGUUAAUUGUACUCUUGUCUGGGCGGGAGGGAUUUAAAUCUUCAGUAUAAGUGUGGUUCUUCUGUUGGAUAGAAGAUCAAGGGCAAAUUGGAGUUUAGAGGUAUAACUUUAAUGCGCUGAGCAGCUCCAAUCUGAAGCUUUACUAAUCUACCAGAGGCAUUGUAGAUAACUUUUGUUUUGACAUCUAUUGUUUAAAAUAGAUGAUUUUAUUGUCUCCUGAGGGACUUUCUUCUCCCUGCAGGAGUGUUACAUAUUGUAUAGCUACAAAUAAGUGACAUUUCAUACUAUGUAUAUAGAGAGAGGCUCUAUAAGUGUGAGAAAAGAAAAUGCUUUAAUAGACCUACUGUAAUUAUAAAAUAUUUUUAAUUAAAUAUUUUUUGUAAAUAUUAUAAAGCUGUGUAUGUUUUUUUUAAUCUAUGGGAAUAUUUCUUUAGGGAAAACUGUUUCUGGCUCAACUGCAGAACUGCUAAUAAUGACAAUAUAUUGGAAGUUGAGGGAUGUCUUCCACCCACCCCCAACCCCCUUAGAUUGAGAAGCUACAGCUGUAGAUCGUAUUGGUCCUGCAUGAAUGCAUGAGAUGUCUAACCACAAAUAAACUUGUUCGGAGUCCAUACAGAUGUGUUUUUCUUUAAUCUGAAUUUAAAAGAUGUUUGUACCAUGCGGUUUUGAAAUUACAUUUUUUGUCUGUUUGGCACUGGGGUUUAUAUUAUGGUAUAUGCGAAACAGCAUUGAAAUGUAAGGAUUUUGUUUGUUAUUAACUGAGAUUACUACUUUUUCAGUAUGGAUACAAUGCUGAGAUAUAAUGCGCAUUUAUAAAAUCUUGUGUUGCCUAAAAAAUUCACAAAAUACUGAACAUUUUUGUAACACCUAAGAGGGGAUGCUACCCCAGAAUUUUUAGCCCUGUGGCAAUCUUACCUUGGAAAAACAGUUUUAAAAAUAUUUCUGCUUAUAACCAAAGGGCAAACUAUCAACAAAUGUACAGUUGCUGUUUUCUUUCUUCCAAAGACUAUUGAUACUGAUACUUCAAGGGUAGGGUGGGACAACAGGGAAGAUUUAAGUCGAAUUACUUGUGUAAGACAAUUUCAAAGAACAUGAUGUAGACCAAAAACAAACAAACAAACCACCAGAUGACUGUAUCAAGAUUAUUUUUCUAAUAUACAGCAGCAUUCAUUUCAUUGCAUCUCUGUUUCAUCUGAAAAUCCUGUUCGGUCUCCUAUGUGUAACUUUACAUGUAAACAUUAAACUAGAUUGAUGUGCCUCGU